This is a messenger RNA of Anthostomella pinea, 1014 nucleotides long. NCBI's taxonomy places the organism in Eukaryota, Fungi, Ascomycota, Sordariomycetes, Xylariales, Xylariaceae. The record is from the annotation of a GenBank genome assembly.
AUGAUCGGGCCCUCUAUGGGCACUCGCCCCUACCAACAGCCAGGCGCUCUCCCUACCCUCGGCGGCUUCAACACAGAGUCAGAACCACAUUGCACAAUACCCUGCGUCCUGGGCGCCGUAUACGGCUCGACAAUCUACGCGACGUACAAGGAGAAGGAUACGAAGACGCUGCUCAAAGUAACUGGGCCUGGUGCUGAGGUGAAGGCCCUGACAUACAUGAUUUACGGGGCUCGGGACCAGGCGGUGGAGAGGAUGACACGGGACUGCAUCUCGCGAGGGGUCAACGCCGUCGUCGCUAUGAACUUCAGCGAGGGUGAGCUUCUUGGCUGUGCGCAAGUCUCGGUCUACGGCACCGCUGUGUACUUUGCAAAAAACUGGCUCAACCCCCAGACUGUUGACCCCGAAUCACUUCAAAAGUCGUGGGCAGAUCUGGGGAAUAAGCUGGCCAUCCUGGAGAAAGACGAGAGGUUCGAUUACUUGCGCAAUAUAGUGGCCGAACUUCGGGGCAGCCGUGGCGUUCUUCUACUCUAUAGCAGCAGGCAUCCCCAAGUCCUCAAUCACCGGGACCUCUCAGGCACGAACAUACUGCUUGACCAGGAUACCCAUGCAAUCUCCGGAAUCAUCGACUGGUCCCUGGCCGAUAUCCAACCGUUUGGUAUGGAGCUCAGGGUGUUGCGCCAGUUUUCCGGAAAUAUGAAUGGCAAUGGCUGGUCCGACUAUGCAUGCCGAGAGGCCACCGAUGGAGCAUUCUGGGCCGAGUUCUGGAAGGUCACUGGCAUCGAAGACCCACAGGUUCGAGAAACGACGAAGAGGAACGCGGAGACGGCUUGCAAGUUGGGCGUUAUCCUGCAAUUCGCUUUUAAGAGUACUUUAGAUGGAAAACAGACGGAUGUCUUGUCACCCAAGCCUUCUAGUUUUCUGAAGGAAUGGCUGAAGUACCCGUCGUGGUCUGACUUGGUCCUGAGAGAAGAAGACGCAGCUAGACUUAAGGCAGGGGAUGCAAACACGUCGUAG